CCCAGGCGCUCAGCCCGUUACACAGCAGCAGGAGCUCCGUCUGGAAAGCCAAACACGUAAUGGCAGCACCUAAAAAAGUCUGUGUGGUCGGCUCUGGUAACUGGGGCUCUGCCAUUGCCAAGAUUGUUGGUGCAAAUGCAGCCAAGUAUGACAAGUUUGACACCACCGUGAACAUGUGGGUGUUCGAGGAGACGGUGAACGGCCGUAAGCUCACAGAAAUCAUCAACACAGAUCAUGAAAAUGUGAAAUAUCUACCUGGUCACAAGCUGCCCCCCAACGUGGUGGCUGUUCCAGACUUGGCUGAGUCCGUGAAAGGAGCCGAUAUAUUGAUCUUCGUGGUUCCUCACCAGUUCAUCGUGAGAGUGUGUGAUACCAUCAAAGACCAUAUAAAGAAGGAUGCAGUUGGCAUGUCCCUCAUCAAGGGUGUGGAUGCAGGUCCAGAGGGUCUAAAGCUUAUCUCAGAAGUCAUCCGAGGGAAACUGGGCAUCACUGUGACGGUUCUCAUGGGCGCAAACAUUGCCAACGAGGUCGCUGAUGAGAAGUUCUGUGAAACAACUAUUGGGUGUAAAGACAAGACAUAUGGGCUGCUGCUGAAGGAGCUGAUGCAGACCACCAACUUCCGUGUGACUGUGGUGGAAGAGUCAGAUGUGGUGGAGAUCUGUGGGGCGCUUAAGAACAUUGUGGCAGUGGGAGCAGGUUUCUGCGAUGGUCUGGGAUUCGGCGACAACACCAAGGCAGCGGUGAUCCGUCUCGGCUUAAUGGAGAUGAUUGCUUUUGCCAAGGUCUUCUGCAUAAACUGUGCUGUAUCCCCUGCAACCUUCUUGGAGAGCUGUGGCAUUGCCGACCUCAUCACAACCUGCUACGGAGGCCGCAACCGCAAGAUUGGAGAGGCAUUUGCCAAAACAGGAAAGAGCAUUGAACAGUUGGAGAAUGAGCUGCUGAACGGGCAGAAGCUUCAGGGUCCCGCCACAGCAAGUGAAGUCCAUCAAAUCUUGAAACAGAAAAACAUGGUGGAAAAGUUUCCUCUUUUCACUGCUGUUUAUGAGAUCUGCUUCAACGGCCACCCAGUCACAGAGUUCAUCAAGUGUUUGCAAAACCACCCAGAACACAUGUAAAAGACUGAAAUGGGAAUUCAUGAAUGAAUGAAUGAAUGAAUGGAAGUUGGGACUUUUACACUAGAACUACUAUAUAACCACUGUGUUCAUAAGGAGGAGUUUGGGUAAAGUUGGGUCUGUUCCUGUAUUCUCUCCUCUUGACUUACUACACCAGCAGAGAAAAAAAAAUAGAAUCAGCCUGUCGUCCACCUACCUGAGCUGCUGACAGAGCCUUUAAUUGUGUUUCUGUUUUUACUGAUGGUUGCAUAAAUUUUCCAAGUCUUAAAAUGUUUUAAGACGUUGAGUGACUCUGUCUGAUAUAGGCUGAUAUUCUAACAAUGUCCAGAGUGUUGGGAAAUGUUACUAAACUCCUUGAAUAAAUGUGCCUUUUCACUCGUGUAUGUUUUCCAAAGGAAAACAGAGCACAGAACAAACAUCACUCCCUUGAGAAGUUUUUCAUAUGGACAUUAAAAAAUGUAACCACUAACUUUACAGGAAGCAUUUUGGAAUAAAUUAUUACAGUCUUA
Messenger RNA from Melanotaenia boesemani (Boeseman's rainbowfish), 1621 nucleotides. RefSeq names its product glycerol-3-phosphate dehydrogenase [NAD(+)], cytoplasmic-like. Gene Ontology annotation, cellular component: glycerol-3-phosphate dehydrogenase (FAD) complex; cytosol. The coding region runs from base 60 to 1115 and encodes 351 amino acids. The transcript is spliced from 8 exons. Gene Ontology annotation, molecular function: glycerol-3-phosphate dehydrogenase [NAD(P)+] activity; NAD binding; protein homodimerization activity. The record is from RefSeq and is a predicted model, not a curated record. Gene Ontology annotation, biological process: glycerol-3-phosphate catabolic process; carbohydrate metabolic process. NCBI's taxonomy places the organism in Eukaryota, Metazoa, Chordata, Actinopteri, Atheriniformes, Melanotaeniidae.